This is a messenger RNA of Pochonia chlamydosporia 170, 1842 nucleotides long. Its product is annotated as SGT1 domain-containing protein. Gene Ontology annotation, cellular component: nucleus. The coding region runs from base 1 to 1842 and encodes 613 amino acids. The record is from RefSeq and is a predicted model, not a curated record. NCBI's taxonomy places the organism in Eukaryota, Fungi, Ascomycota, Sordariomycetes, Hypocreales, Clavicipitaceae. The transcript has 2 exons.
AUGAACGAUCAAGUCCCUCCUAUCCUCCCAGAUCUCAACUCUGGCCGGGGCCAAAUUGCAGAAAACUGCGCCGAGUACUAUUUAUUUCUUGUCAAGGAACAGGCAAAUAACCAGACCCAGCUUCAGCAGCUGGAAAUACUUCGAAAGGCUGCAAUCAAUCUGUGCAACAGCCUUACUAAUGAUUACAUUUGGCAAAGGGAUGGAUUUAAUCUUGAGCUAAAAUCAAGUCAGGGCUUGACAUAUCUAUACGGAAUAACAGACUAUGGCGAUGCUGUUGAGGAUGAAUGGCUCAUCGUUUUCAUGCUACGUCAACUGACGGAAUCAUUUCGUGACUUAUGGGUGCGAAUCGUGGAUGCGGACGGCGAGAUUUUACUCAUUGAGGCCGCUAAUACGCUUCCCAAAUGGAUUACUCCUGAAACAGACCAAAAUCGGGUAUGGAUUCACGAUUCCAAGCUAUUCAUCAUACCUCCAUCACCAGCGGCCGAUGCGCUACAAGUUGGGAGUCCCACCACCAUUACCUUGCGAAAUGCAGUUGACUAUAUCAGAACUAAGCCAAAUGCUCUGGUUAAUUCUCCUCUGAUUGAAUCGGAAGCCUUCUACCGGCUCGAAAAGUACCCCGACCACAUAAACCAAUCUAUGCAUCACUCUCUGGUUACGAUCCCAAGACGGCUCGCCUCUAUUUUGCAUGCAAUUCCGAAAUCUGUCUCAUUGGCUGUUGAGAUGUUCUAUCUACGCGAUGCCAUCACAUUGAAGUCAAUCACUUCACCAUCUGCGCCGCUGGCAUUCCCCCCGAAAGACUUUGUCACGACCAGUGUUCAGUUUACCAAAGUGCUUUUCGCACAGCUCAAGUCACAACAUUUCGAACCCCCUCUAAGAUGGGAGGCUUUUAUCAAGGACGCUUCGGAAACAUCUCUCUCCGAUCUGACAAGUCCGACACGACGAGAUAUGGGCAUGAAGUUGACUUGUGGUUACGAGAUGCUCUCUGUAGACGCAGAGAAAAGCAGACAUCGGGUUGUCCGAGAGCUGGCCCUCCUUCUGCAAGACCUUGCUGACGAUGGCGAUGCGACGUUACCAUCAGAUGCCGAAAUUGGGGCUUGGCCAAAUCACAUGCGUGAUGACCCCGAAGAUUGGAUGGACAUCAAUUAUCAAAAUUUUGAACGGGAAUUAGAUGGAAAGCGCAGAAAUGCAUCAAGGGUCGGAGAUCCGGACUUUGGGGAUUCGCAAGCCCAGAAUGACCUCAGAAAGAUAGUGUCACGGUUCGAUGCGUUUCUGAAUGAUGACAAAGCUGGCCUAGACGGGGUCGACCCGGAGGGGAUGGAGGGUGACGAUGUCGAAAACUCCGAAGAUGACGAUGACGACAGUGAGUUUGAGGAUAAAGCAGUCAGCUUUGAUGAGGAGGCAUUUGCCCAAAUGAUGCGGGAGAUGAUGGGAAUACCUGGGAAAGGUAAAACCAGUGAUGCACAUCCUAAUCAUUCUGAGUCGGACUCGCCAGGCCAACUCACAGCAGAGGAUGUUGGCCCAAUUUCCGAUGACCUGCGACAACUUUCGUCGCAAAUGGAAACUGAGCUUAGACGGCAUGGAGCUCUUAGUUUGAAACCAGAAACGCACAGGCAGCUCAAUAAACGACACAAAGAUCAGCUGGAGAAUGGACAACCGCAAGUCAGAGCCAGUGAAGCAGCUGAAGACGACGAGGAGGAAUUAAACAUCGACUAUAACCUGGCCCAAAAUAUAUUGGAAAGCUUCAAGGGCCAGGCGGGAAUGGCCGGACCCACGGGUAAUAUCCUUGGUAUGAUGGGCUUUACGCUACCGAGAGACGAUGACGAUGUAGUACGGAAAGCCUGA